Molecule: messenger RNA, 5333 nt
Organism: Centrocercus urophasianus (Greater sage-grouse)
Lineage: Eukaryota; Metazoa; Chordata; Aves; Galliformes; Phasianidae
Gene: PIK3CB
Product: phosphatidylinositol-4,5-bisphosphate 3-kinase catalytic subunit beta
Exons: 28
Coding region: 752-3952 (1066 amino acids)
Biological process (GO): phosphatidylinositol 3-kinase/protein kinase B signal transduction; cell migration; phosphatidylinositol-mediated signaling
Cellular component (GO): plasma membrane; phosphatidylinositol 3-kinase complex; cytoplasm
Molecular function (GO): 1-phosphatidylinositol-4-phosphate 3-kinase activity; 1-phosphatidylinositol-3-kinase activity
Source: RefSeq, a predicted model, not a curated record
CGGGCAGCCUGCAGCGGGGACGCGCUGUCGGUGCGGGACCGCGGGAGCUCGGCGGCCCCGUCAGCGGAGCCGGGAAGAAAGGAAGUCAGACGGAGUCACUGCAAUACGAGGCAGCAGCAUGAUGCUCCAACACAGCACGGGUAGAGUCAGGCAGCUGUAAGAGAGCCGGGGAAGGGCAUGAAGGGGAACCAUUAACUGAGACAGACUGCAGACAGACGGUGAAGGCGCCAGCACCGGGUCGCGUUUGGGUCAUCUUGUAGAACCUUCUGAGAAAACAGGAUUAAUAGUAAGAAAACAAUGGUUAAUAGAAAUAACUUCAGGAUACGGUUGGACUAAAGCAGGAACAGAUUCUCCAAACCCUCUUAGGGAUUAGUGAAGCAGCAGCCUGCUGGUGCUCACUUCUCCAGCCACGAGAUGAUGAGACGUGCUUCUGCUGGGGGACGUGUGGGUGCAGCUACAAAGUCUCCAAGAGCUGUUGGCUUCUGGAAUAAGACUCGGCACUAGAGCCAUCUCUUCUGUCUGCCUGGAUGUGUGGAAUUUUACAAGUUUCUUAUGCCUGUGUUGAAAGUUGGUGACUGUAAGCAGAUCCUGUGGAACCUCAGCCUUCGUGCUGUGUACAUGAGAAGACAGUUUAAGAGAUAUCUCACCAUGGUAAGCUUUCCACAGCCACGCAUGAGUGAAGGGUUGGAUUUGUAAUUAAUCUGGUAAUUAAGAUCAGGCCAUGUGGUUAUGAUAUUGUUGAGAUUCCAUAAUGCCUCCUGCCGUGACAGACAGCCUUGACAUCUGGGCAGUGGAUUCACAGAUUGGUGCUGAUGGCUCAAUAUCCGUGGACUUCCUACUGCCCACUGGAAUCUACAUCAACUUGGAUGUCCCUCGAGAUGCCACUAUAUCUCAUAUUAAACAGCUGUUAUGGAAGCAGGCACACACCUACCCACUCUUCCAUCUCCUCAUGGAGAUUGACUCCUACAUGUUCUCAUGUGUGAAUCAGACGGCUGUACACGAAGAAUUAGAAGAUGAAACACGGAGACUUUGUGACGUCAGGCCCUUUCUUCCUGUCCUUAAACUAGUGACAAGGAAUUGUGAUCCAGGAGAAAAGUUGGACUCCAAAAUAGGUGUCCUUAUAGGCAAAGGUCUCCAUGAGUUUGAUGCCUUACAAGAUCCUGAAGUGAACGACUUUCGAGCUAAGAUGCGGAGAAUCAGUGAGGAGAAGAUUCAGUCCCUUGUGGGUCUUUCCUGGAUGGACUGGUUAAAGCACACUUACCCACCAGAACAGGAACCCGUUGUGCCAGAGAACUUCCAAGAUAAGCUUUACAGUGGAAAUCUUGUAGUGGCUAUUCAUUUUGAUAACUGCCAGGAUGUAUUUAGUUUUCAAGUGUCUCCUAACAUGAAUCCCAUCAAGUUGAAUGAACUGGCAAUCCGAAAACGUUUGACUAUCCAUGGAAAAGAAGAUGAGGAAAUUGAUCCUGCUGACUAUGUGCUGCAAGUUAGUGGGAGGCUAGAAUAUGUUUUUGGUGAUCAUCCGUUAAUUCAGUUUCAGUAUAUACACAACUGCGUGAUGAACAGGACUCUUCCUCAGCUGACUCUAGUUGAGUGUUGCACCAUAAAGAAAAUGUGUGAGCAGGAAAUGAUUGCCAUAGAAGUUGCCAUAAACCGAAAAUCAUCCAACCUUCCUCUUCCCCUGCCACCAAAAAAAACAAGAGCAACAACAAGUGUAUGGGACAUUUGCAGCCCUUUCAAGAUUAUUCUAUUAAAGGGUAAUAAGCUAAAUACAGAAGAAAAUGCCAAAGUUCAUGUUAGGGCUGGUAUUUUCCACGGUACAGAGCUCCUUUGUAAAACCAUUGUAAGCACAGAAAUAUCUGGGAGAAGUGACCAUGCUUGGAAUGAAGUACUGGAGUUUGAAAUAAAUGUCUGUGAUCUACCAAGAAUGGCAAGACUCUGCUUUGCAGUCUAUGCUGUGAUGGAUAAGAUGAAAACUAAAAAGUCAACUAAGUCAAUGAAUCCCUCCAAAUACCAAACCAUUAGGAAAGCAGGAAAAGUGCACUACCCUGUAGCCUGGGUAAAUACCAUGGUGUUUGAUUACAAAGGACAGCUGAAGAAUGGAGAAUUCGUACUGCACAGCUGGUCAUCAUUUCCAGAUGAGCUUGAAGAAAUGUUAAAUCCAAUGGGAACUGUCCAGACUAACCCUUACACUGAAAAUGCAACAGCUUUGCACAUUAGAUUUCAAGAAUAUUCGAAACAGCCUAUUAAUUACCCUCCCUUUGAUAAGAUACUUGAAAAGGCAGCUGAGAUUGCAAGAAGCAGUGAUAAUGCUGCGAUGGCGGGUCGAGGUGGUAAAAAAUUUUACAUCGUGCUAAAAGAAAUAAUGGAAAGAGAUCCUUUAUCUCAGCUCUGUGAAAAUGAAAUGGAUCUCAUCUGGACUCUGCGAUACGACUGCCGUGAAAAUUUUCCACAAUCGUUGCCAAAGCUGCUGCUCUCCUUAAAAUGGAACAAACUUGAAGAUGUUGCUCAGCUUCAAGCUCUCCUUCAGAUAUGGCCUAAGCUGCUGCCUAGAGAAGCUUUAGAAUUGUUGGAUUUCAAUUACCCAGACCAAUAUGUGAGAGAAUAUGCAGUGGGUUGUUUAAAGCAAAUGAGUGAUGAAGAGCUUUCUCAGUAUCUUCUUCAACUUGUGCAAGUCCUGAAAUACGAACCUUUUCUUGAUUGUGCUCUCUCCAGAUUUCUACUAGAGAGAGCACUUGCUAAUAGAAGAAUAGGACAGAUGUUGUUCUGGCAUCUAAGGUCAGAGGUUCACAUACCUGCUGUUGCAGUACAGUUUGGUUUGAUACUUGAAGCUUACUGCCGAGGAAGUGUUGCUCACAUGAAAGUGCUUGCUAAACAGGUAGAAGCUCUUAAUAAAAUGAAGACUUUAAACAGCCUAAUUAAGCUGAAUGCCAUGAAACAAAGCAAAGCAAAAGGAAAAGAUGCAAUGCACACAUGUUUGAAACAAAAUGCUUACAGAGAAGCACUCUCUGACCUCCAGUCUCCUCUGAAUCCUUCUGUUAUACUUUCAGAACUGCAUGUUGAGAAGUGCAAGUACAUGGAUUCUAAAAUGAAGCCUCUAUGGAUAGUGUACAACAAUAAGAUGUUUGGAGGAGAUCUUGUAGGCAUCAUCUUUAAAAACGGUGAUGAUCUCCGACAGGACAUGCUGACUCUCCAGAUUUUACGUUUGAUGGAUGUACUUUGGAAGGAGGCUGGCCUGGAUCUCCGGAUAUUGCCGUACGGCUGUUUGGCAACUGGAGAUCAUUCAGGCCUUAUUGAGGCUGUUUCCAGUUCAGAAACCAUUGCUGACAUUCAGUUAAAUAGUAGCAAUGUUGCCGCCGCCGCUGCCUUCAACAAAGAUGCUCUCUUAAACUGGCUGAAGGAAUACAAUUUAGGAGAUGACUUGGACCGAGCCAUUGAAGAAUUCACUCUGUCUUGUGCUGGCUACUGUGUAGCUACUUACGUGCUGGGGAUUGGUGACAGGCACAGUGACAAUAUAAUGGUCAGAAAAAACGGUCAGCUCUUUCAUAUAGAUUUUGGGCAUAUUCUUGGAAACUUCAAGUCCAAGUUUGGAAUUAAAAGGGAAAGGGUGCCUUUCAUACUUACCUAUGAUUUCAUUCAUGUUAUUCAACAAGGGAAAACAGGGAACACUGAAAAAUUUGGUCGGUUCCGCCAGUACUGUGAGGAAGCAUACCUGAUUCUGCGAAAGCAUGGAAACCUAUUUAUUACCCUUUUUGCACUGAUGCUAACUGCAGGGCUUCCGGAGCUAACCUCUGUCAAGGACAUCCAGUAUCUCAAGGAUUCCCUUGCCUUGGGAAAGAGUGAGGAAGAAGCACUGAAACAAUUCAAGCAAAAGUUCGAUGAAGCACUCCGGGAAAGUUGGACUACUAAAGUGAACUGGAUGGCUCACACUGUUCGCAAGGAUUACAGAUCCUAGAAGAGUUUUGGAUUUGCACUAAGCUGAAUGUUACCUUGAUAAGUGUUUUUAAAUGGGAUCUGUAGUAUGGACCAAUAAAACUUACUUUAAAUAAGAAAACACGUCAACAACAAAAAGAAACGGGCUGAAAUAAUUCCUGAUUCUUUUGCACUCUGCUUCUGAAUGCCUGAUCCCAAGACUGUCUCCACAAACAGUGACCAAGCUGGAUAAUCAGUUCCUGCUGACUUUGCACGCUGAGAGCUACUAGGCAUUUUUAAAUAUCCUUUGGUACUUUAUGGAGGUGUAAAUAUUUGUUUUAUGCGUUAGGGUAAUGUACUCUAACAUGCUCAGGAGGUUUGAAGACCUCUAAAAGAACUGUUUUUUGUUUUAAAAUUGGGACUUGAAGAGUCAAAUUUUCUUUAUUCUAAUCUAGCUAAAAAUGACCGUGUGUAUAUAUUUUUCAUAUGAAUUCUGCCAUACUGGCAAAGAUGCAUUAAUUCUACUGUAAAUAGCAACCACAGUAUCAUUGUACUACAGGAAGCUGCUUAAUGUCUUAUACUGCUGCCAAAAGAUGAGCACCAGGUAUUUGUAAGGUUUCUUGCAGAGUGAUGAGGGAGGCAGAGACCUCUGAAAUGUUGCAGCAUCCGGAUAGUCAUGGUUGCACGGUUUUGUUGUCCUGAUGCAGGACACACAAAGAAGUCUUUCAGAAAGAGGGAAGGCUGAUUUGAAAUAUGACUGAAACCCCCCUGGAGAGUAGCCUCCCAUUCAGCUCCUGGGGGUUUUCUGCUCCCUAGGAGAUGCGUUCAGUUCAGCUUCAACAAGAAGCUCCUUACAGCCCUUCAUUGAAACUCUUACGUCAGGUUACUCGUGCCAUGCAGAUGUGCUGUCUUAUAAACACGGAUGGAAAAUUGUAAUACGUAUCAUACACAGUGUUUUUUAGAGCAUAAAUACCAAAAGAAACCAAAUUUUUUUGAAAGUGAGUGAGUGUGGGAAUAGACAAUUCCGUAGAACACCAAUGAGAGGUCAUUAAUCUUUUCUGUAUUUAUUGAAUCUUGCAGUAAUGUUGCUGUACCAAGAUAUCUGUGUUGAAGAUGUUUUCUGAAGAAACUGGAUUUGUUUUAAUUUAUUUAGUGAGGUACCAGGCUUUUAGGUGCUUAAAUGGAGAGCAAAUUUGUGACGUGCAAUAGGAACUGCUGGUUAAAAGAUGUACCAUACUGUUUCUGAACAUCAGCAAGAUAGACUUUAACUACUGCUUGUUCUCCAAAGAACGCUGGUAGCUCUCAAUUCUUGUUGACAUUUGAAAGAAAAUUAAAACAUAUAUUUACUUUUUGGCUAAAUUGUUGUUUUACUUAGAAAUGUUUUAUGUAGGAAUUUAAUUAAAAGUGGUUUUACUUUGUUGAGA